AUGACAUCUGCAACUACAGCGAUACCAACCACAAUGAGCCAGCUUCCUACAUCAAGAUCAACCAUUCCUGGCCAGCCAAAAACAACGGAAGCUAACACAAAAAUUCCAUUGACAACCAGCACAGUCCCCAGCAGUUCAGUUACACCAGUUUCGACAAAGACAAGUCAUUCACCAGCAAGCUCUACUCAUAACCCCACAACAACUUCUAUGGGAACAACGACGAAAUUUUCAACUGCUGUUGUACAAACAACUACUGCAACUGCCACAGUCGCCGCAUUUCCUACACCCCUUACAUCAGCUUCUACGCCCAUGACUAGCUUAACAACACCGAUCACAAGUGCGACAACCAAAGAGCAAACAUUCACUUCAAUUCCUUCGACUCAACCGACCUCAACACCAGCCACAACAUUAUUUCCAACUACAACAGCAACGACUAUAACAAUCCCCAAAUCUGAAACAACUAUAACAGUGCUGCCAUCAACCACAACAGGGGUUCAAGAAACUACAACAUCAGCCACAUCAACAACAACUGAAAUAUAUGGAACUACUGCGGAACAAACAGUUACACUGACCACAAAUCUAUCUACACCUUCAACUGCCAGGACUAGUUUCACUCCGCCAGCUGUAACUAGUCAAGAGACUUCUUCCACAUUAGUUCCGACUUCAACCACGUCAGUACCAACCACUUUUACAUCGAUUCCGACAACUGCAAAAUCAAAUUUAACAAGUACCACUGGAAAAACAACGAAAUUGUCAACUACUGUAUUGCCAACAACUACUAAACGAAAAACUACAACUGCUACUCCCUCGACAACUGCAGCAGUAACUACCACACCUUUGACAUCAGUGUCGACGCCCAUGACGAGCUUUACAACACCUUUCACAAGUGCGACAACCAAAGGGCAAAGGUUCACUUCAAUUCCUUCGACAGCUACAUCAACUAAACCAACAACAACAUCCUUUCCAACUAUAAUUGCAUCAACAACAACAAUCCCAACAACAAAAACAACUAACACUGUGCUGCCAUCUACUACAACAGGAGUUUCACAAACUAGAACAUCGGCCAUACCAACAAUCACCAAAACAUCGGGAACAACUGCGGAACAAACUGCCAGGACUAGUUUCACUCCGCCAGCUGUGACUAGUCAAGAGACUUCUUCCACAUCAGUUCCAACUUCAACCACAUCAGUACCAACCACUAUUACAUCGAUUCCCACAACUGCAAAAUCAAUUUUAACAAGUACCACUGGAAAAACAACGAAAUUGUCAACUACUGUAUUGCCAACAACUACUGAACGAAAAACUACAACUGCUGCUCCCACGACACCAGCUCCUACAUCUACUAUCACCCUGACAUCAGAGUCGGCGUCCAAGACGAGCUUCACAACACCUUUCACAAGUGCGACAACCAAAGGGCAAAGGAUCACUUCUAUUCCUUCUACAGCUACAUCAACUAAACCAACAACAACAUCCUUUCCAACUACAACUACAUCGACAACAACAAUCCCAACAACAAAAACAACUAACACUUUGCUGCCAUCUACUACAACAGGAGUUUCACAAACUAGAACAUCGGCCAUACCAACAAUCACCAAAACAUCGGGAACAACUGCAGAACAAACUGCCAGGACUAGUUUCACCCCGGCAGCUAUGACUAGUCAAGAGACUUCUUCCACAUUAGUUCCAACUUCAACCACAUCAGUACCAACCACUAUUACAUCGAUUCCGACAACUGCAAAAUCAAUUUUAACCAGUACCACUGGAAAAACAACGAAAUUGUCAACUACUGUAUUGCCAACAACUACUGAACGAAAAACUACAACUGCUACUCCCCCGACAACUGCAACAGGGUUUCACAAACUAGAACAUCGGCCAAACCAACAAUCACCAAAACAUCGGGAACAACUGCGGAACAAACUGCCAAGACUAGUUUCACUCCGCCAGCUAUGA
This is a messenger RNA of Lineus longissimus, 1950 nucleotides long. RefSeq names its product mucin-2-like. The record is from RefSeq and is a predicted model, not a curated record. The coding region runs from base 1 to 1950 and encodes 649 amino acids. The transcript has 2 exons. Lineage: Eukaryota; Metazoa; Nemertea; Pilidiophora; Heteronemertea; Lineidae.